AUGGCAGCAGAAACAUCCCCGCCGCAGGUGCCAGCACCAGCCACACCUGCCCCGUUGCAGGAGAUACAUUCUGGAGAGCGCCUAUCACCUGACUUUCUCGUAGUCGUCUUGGAUUUGGAUGCAACCGCAUGGCAGCACAUUGCCAGCGACGCAACAACACCCGAAGCUAGGGCGGAUGCUGCAUUUGAGGCACUUAAGGCUGUGAUAUCGGCAGUCCUUGUAUUUAUCAAUGCGCAUUCCGCGAUGCAACAUGGGAAUGGGAUCGCAUUGUACGGUGCUGCGGCCGGCACAGCAAAGCUUUUGUACUCGACCAGCAUUCAUGCGCAGCCCUUCGUGCGUCAGGCACAAGAUACCCAGAAAGGCGCAUGUUUGCCGUUCAAAAUCCUUGACGAUGCUGUGUUUGAAGGUAUGAAGUCAUUGUUCGAUGCUUCAAAAGGCAGUGACCAUGGUCCGGUGGGAAUUACACGCGCAUUGACAUUGGCGUUGUGCCAUAUGAACCGCAUGACUGUGGCCAUCAAUGAAGCCUCCUCUGGUGGUAACCCUGGGACAUUAGCUACGAGCUCUGGACCUGCUGUCUCUUUCCGGCACAGAAUCCUAGUGCUAAGCGCUACACCUGACGUGAGUGCACAAUAUGUUCCUAUGAUGAACUGCAUUUUCAGUGCUCAAAAACAGGGUAUUCAUAUUGACGUGUGCAAGCUGCUAGGGGACGAGACAGUGUUCUUACGCCAGGCAUGCCAUUUGACUGGUGGUCACUAUUACCGAAUGACAAGCUUGGAUAGGUUACUUCAGGUACUCAUGACAGCGUUUUUGCCGUCGCGAUCGAUCCAGCCGCUGCUUAUGUUUCCUGCUUUGGAUGACGUAGAUUUCCGUGCCGCUUGCUUUUGCCAUCGAAGGAACGUGGAUAUUGGAUACGUUUGUUCUGUUUGCCUAAGCAUUUUCUGUGAGCCUAGAGCGGAAUGUCUCAUUUGUCAUACUCCGUUUAUGAAAGAUGCACUGCGGCAUUUGGAAGAGGAUCGUAUAGUUUUAUCCAUGCUUAAGAAGCAGCAACAGGUGCAAUCGUAG
Molecule: messenger RNA, 1062 nt
Organism: Malassezia pachydermatis
Lineage: Eukaryota; Fungi; Basidiomycota; Malasseziomycetes; Malasseziales; Malasseziaceae
Product: transcription factor tfb4
Exons: 2
Coding region: 1-1062 (353 amino acids)
Biological process (GO): nucleotide-excision repair; regulation of DNA-templated transcription
Cellular component (GO): transcription factor TFIIH core complex; transcription factor TFIIH holo complex
Source: RefSeq, a predicted model, not a curated record